UGACUAGCUUGGUCUAUUUAUUAAUGUCUUUGGUGCCAACUUAUGCGGGAAUAAGAUCAAAAAAAGGAGUAAUUAAAAAAGUGAGAAGCAGAUACAAGCUGAGUCAGCAGGCCAAGUUGCACAACGAGGCGAUAAAAAAGAAGAAAAAUAUGAAAUGAAAUUGUCCGAAUUAUGAAUAGUGGCUUAACCAUAAGUAGUUGGUGUCAUUUUUGAAAUUGUAUAUUUGACUGUCUCUCUUUACCUCUCUCUCGAGUGUCAUCCUUGCUAGUCACCAUCAGAGAGGAAGAAGAAUUGUAUUUGGAGGUUGUGAGCAAUGUUGAUUUUACAGUAUGCUAUACGUCAAUAAUUGUUUUAACCACAGAUUAUCAAACUAUUUAUUGAUUGUAACACAUGUUUUAAGCUGUUUCAUACCGUGUAUCUCUGCCGUGAAACCGUUUUUUGUCGAAAAUGGCAAAAUAUGCAAGUGAUCAUAAAGAUUCGAACCAGAGUCACAUGAAGAGGUUUAAAGGUCCUAAAAAAGGAAAGCCUUUCUGGGACCGCAAAAAAUCUAAGAACACUCUCAAAGAAAAACGAGCCCGUUUAGUGAUAAAAAACUUGCCAUUUAAAGCAACGGAAUCGAAUAUUCGAGAACACUUUGGGCAACAUGGGGAGGUCGUAGGAGUUGAUAUAUUAAAAAGACCUGAUGGUAAAUUAGUUGGUUGUGCGUUCGUCCAAUUCAGUCUAGUCCAGUUUGCAAAAAAGGCUCAACAUCAUACCCACAAUCAUCCGUUUCUGGGCCGGAAUAUUACCGUUGACUUUGCACAGGCUAAAGACAAGUAUGUGAAAGAAACAACAUAUAAAAAGCUGGAAGUAAAGACGGAACCAGACGAAGAUGUUAAAAUGGAAGCCAGUGACACCAUUGAAAUCAAAGAUGAAGAGCUCUCAGACCCGGUUUCUUCGUCAGAAGAAAAUGAUUCAGAUGCGUCAGAAGAGGACGAAUCUGAGCAGAUUCUCGAAACUCCAUCACGACUAAAACCUUUUGAAUCCCAUGAUGUCAAUGAAGGCAAAACGAUAUUUAUAAAAAAUGUUCCAUUCCAUGCAACCAACGAGGACCUGAAAGAAUGCAUGUUGCAAUUUGGACAUCUGUAUUAUGCCCUUAUUUGUGUAGACAAACCGACGGAACACUCUAAAGGAACUGCUUUUGUAAAAUUCACGAACAAAGAAGAUGCAGAUAAAGCAUUGGCCGCUGGAACCGAACUAACUUUAUUGGGCAAUAUUUUGGAUUGUCAUCCGGCAAUAGAUCGCAAUGAGUUAAGGCAAAAGCAGAAUCAGCAAAAUAAGCAGAAAAGUACCCCACAUGAUUCCAGGCACUUGUAUUUGGUCAAGGAAGGAGUGAUACUAGCGGGAUCGAAAGCAGCUGAAGGAGUAUCAGCGGCAGACAUGGCGAAGCGACUUCAAAUUGAGCAAUAUAAAACCCAAAUGUUGCGAAAUUUAAAUACUUUUGUCUCUCGCGAAAGGUUAGUUGUUCAUAACUUGCCCGCAACGUGGGACGAUAAGAAGCUAAAAGCCUUGUUUCAAAAGCAUGCUGGAAACGAAGCUGUGGUACGGGAAGCCCGCAUCAUGCGAGACAUGCGGAACGUAAAUGCGCAGGGUGUUGGCCAAUCAAAACAGUUUGGUUUUGUUGCAUUCACAAGGCACGAGCAUGCGCUAGCAGCUUUGCGGUCUUUAAACAACAACCCAAAUAUAUUUUCCGUGACUCACAGACCCAUAAUAUGCUUUAGUAUUGAAAGCAAGUCAGCCCUAAAGGCGAAAUUAAAGCGACAAGAAAAGUCUCGACUUAAAAACCCCAAAUCUACUGAUUUUGACCCAACUGCAGUAGAAAAAGAUCAGCCUGGUUCUUAUGCCAAUGGUGACGAAGAUGUGCAAACCUAUGCGGGAAUUACAGCGAAGCACGGAGUAAUUCAGAAAAUGAGAAGCAGGUACAAUCUCAGUCAGCAGGCCAAGUUGCACUACGAGACAAUAAAAAAUGAGAAAAAGAUCAAGAAAUUGUCUAAGAAGAGCCUGAGCGAACGAAAGAAAGACUUCACAAAACAACCGCGACAAAAAGUAAAUAAAAAGAACCAGAAGGAUAAUUUCUCGGAACUGGUUAAUAACUAUACGAAAACUAUAAGCAACGCCCUAAAAGCUCCAAACAAGGCAAAAUGGUUUGAUAGGGAAUAAUAUCUUAUCUAAUACAAAAUGUAGACUUAAUAAAUUUAUUUGUAAGC
This is a messenger RNA of Dendroctonus ponderosae (mountain pine beetle), 2246 nucleotides long. Its product is annotated as RNA-binding protein 28. The transcript is spliced from 3 exons. Lineage: Eukaryota; Metazoa; Arthropoda; Insecta; Coleoptera; Curculionidae. The record is from RefSeq and is a predicted model, not a curated record. Gene Ontology annotation, molecular function: RNA binding. The coding region runs from base 448 to 2199 and encodes 583 amino acids.